Messenger RNA from Mastomys coucha (southern multimammate mouse), 1349 nucleotides. RefSeq names its product transmembrane protein 19 (gene Faabtp). The record is from RefSeq and is a predicted model, not a curated record. The transcript is spliced from 8 exons. NCBI's taxonomy places the organism in Eukaryota, Metazoa, Chordata, Mammalia, Rodentia, Muridae. Bases 248 to 1258 code for a protein of 336 amino acids. Gene Ontology annotation, cellular component: membrane.
AGCAACUUCAAGGGCUGUGGGGUGGGGACUUAAAGGCGCUCGCCCGCGCUGCUCCGGGCCGAGGUGGGAGCAACAGGAGGUCCUGCGGGCCUGUCCCGGUCCUCUGUGCGUCCUCUGUGCGCCUUCAUUUUCCAAGGGGGGCGUUAACCUCUCCGGGUCGAGCCAGAGAGCUGCGCCAGCAGCAGUGACUAGAAGUUUUGGAUUUACGAUUCUCUUUUGUCGUUCGGUGCUCCUAGCUCUAUUUUCCAUGACAGAUCGUGACGACAAUACCUGCAAAAAGUAUAUAAAGAUGAUUACCAAUAUAGUAGUAUUGAGCCUGAUCAUUUGCAUCUCCCUAGCGUUCUGGAUUAUGUCAAUGACCGCUAGCACCUAUUAUGGUAACUUGCGUCCUGUUUCUCCUUGGCGCUGGUUGUUCUCCGUUGUUAUUCCUGUUGUGAUCGCCUGUAAUGGCUUUAAAAAGAAGAGUCUGGAUCACAGUGGGGCUUUAGGAGGGCUGGUGGUCGGGUUCAUCUUAACCAUUGCAAAUUUCAGCUUUUUUACCUCUUUGCUGAUGUUUUUCCUUUCAUCUUCAAAACUCACGAAAUGGAGAGGAGCAAUAAAGAAGCGUCUAGACUCGGAGUAUAAGGAAGGAGGACAGAGGAAUUGGAUCCAGGUGUUCUGUAAUGGAGCCGUGCCCACAGAGCUGGCCCUGCUCUACAUGAUAGAAAACGGCCCCGGGGAAAUGCCCAUAGAUUUUUCCAAGCAGCACACUGCUUCCUGGAUGUGUUUAUCUCUCUUGGCUGCACUAGCCUGCUCCGCUGGAGAUACCUGGGCUUCUGAAGUUGGCCCAGUUCUGAGCAAAAGCUCACCUCGACUAAUAACAACCUGGGAGAAAGUUCCAGUUGGAACCAACGGAGGAGUCACAGCAGUGGGACUUGCCUCCAGUCUCCUCGGUGGCACCUUUGUGGGCCUGGCGUACUUCCUUACACAGCUGGUGUUUGUGAACGACUUAGACAUUUCUGCUCCGCAGUGGCCCAUUAUUGCAUUCGGAGGUCUGGCUGGGUUAUUCGGAUCACUUGUGGACUCAUUCUUAGGGGCGACAAUGCAGUUCUCUGGUCUGGACGAGAGCACCGGCCUGGUGGUCAGCAGCCCAACCCAGGAGACCAGGCACAUUGCAGGGAAGCCCAUUCUGGAUAACAACGCCGUGAAUCUGUUCUCCUCCGUUUUGGUGGCCCUCUUGCUCCCAACAGCUGCUUCAGGGUUUUGGCCCAGAGAGUGAACUUUCUUUCCUUCCCUACCAGUUCAUACUGGUAAGACCAGCCAAAACUUGCAAUGUGAAGGUUUUUUCAGUGAAUAAUAAAUUCAGGGGC